Solanum dulcamara is the source of this 456-nucleotide messenger RNA. RefSeq names its product glutaredoxin-C9-like. Lineage: Eukaryota; Viridiplantae; Streptophyta; Magnoliopsida; Solanales; Solanaceae. The record is from RefSeq and is a predicted model, not a curated record. The coding region runs from base 1 to 456 and encodes 151 amino acids. The transcript has a single exon.
AUGCAUCGAACUAAUUCCCACAGAAAUUUCUCUCCCACAAGCAGCGGAUCCUCCACUGCAGGCGCUAGUGCCCGCGGAUCCACUAAUCGCGAAUCACCUCUACCACCUCCCCGUGAUCAGAGCAACAAAAAGGUGAGGAAAACGAGGAUUGCAAAGGUGGUGGCGGAAAAUGCAAUAGUAAUCGUGGCUGUGCGUGGAUGCUUCAUGUGCAUCACUGUGAAUGAUUUGGUGCAAAAACUGGGCGUUAACCCUAAGAUUGUAGAGGUAGAGGAGGCGGAGAAAACCCCGAUGUUGAUUCAGCUGUUGAAGAUUGAGGGCGACGGCAGAGGGCCGUGUGAGUUGCCGGCGGUAUAUGUUGGUGGGAAGCUGUUGGGAGGCGUUGAUAAAGUUAUGGAGGCUCAUGUCAAGGGAGAAUUUGUUCCCAUGCUUAGGGCAGCCGGAGCCUUGUGGCUUUGA